Messenger RNA from Plasmodium knowlesi strain H, 4902 nucleotides. RefSeq names its product conserved Plasmodium protein, unknown function. NCBI's taxonomy places the organism in Eukaryota, Apicomplexa, Aconoidasida, Haemosporida, Plasmodiidae. Bases 1 to 4902 code for a protein of 1633 amino acids. The transcript has 2 exons. Gene Ontology annotation, molecular function: nucleic acid binding. The record is from RefSeq and is a predicted model, not a curated record.
AUGAAAGUCGCGUUAACUGCGCUCAUCCUUUGCUUAUUACCAACAAAAGGCGAAACAGUGGCGAAGUAUACCUUCAUCGCUAGCCGCCCACGCUUUCCUCCCCCAAGCGGCAGAGAGCAAACCCACACAAACAUCGGAAGGAAAAAAAAAAAAAAAAAGAGCGCCAUACAUAUAAGCGGAAACGACCUGUUCGAAUACUUUGCCACGUUAACCAACGAAGAAGACGACAUGAAUGAAGAAAGAAAAAAAAAAAAUAAAAAAUAUUCCGUUACGUAUAUCCAAAAAUUACCAAAAAAAAAUCUUCUCCUAAAAAGAUGGAAAUAUGACCUGUAUGAAAAAAUUAAAGAAAAAAUGAAAAGAGACCAUGAGUUAAUGAAUACAACUAAGCUGUGUAGACGCACCUAUAAACUGCCGGUUGAUUUUUUCAAGUUAGGGGAUCAGGUGCGAGCAAAAAUUGUCCAGGUACAAAACCACCUUAUUAAGCUAGACAUAAACGCCUUUAACUUUGCACACCUCUACAUUAAACGCUACUUUGAAGACAAGACACAAUUAAGAAAAAAAUAUCAGGUCGGAAAGCACAUCGAUGUGGUCAUAUGUUAUAUCCAUAAGAAGAAUGGAAUUAUUCAGGUGACUGACAAUGAAGAAGAAAUUAAGGUUCUGCGUCGAAGCUUGCAGAAGUUGAGAGAUGCAGGCUUUUUACGCGCUCGCACUGCGGAGAUUACAAACCCGAAAGAGGAGUGUCCAGGGCAAGCGCAAAACGAAUCUGUGGGGGGAUCCUCAGAAGACCCCUCAGAAAAUCUAACAUCUAAUCAUAUCAACCUUCCAACCGCUAACAACGGUAACGAUGCUAAUGUGGCUAAUAGGGGUAAGGAUGGUAACACCGCCAAUGAUGGUAACGAUCGUAACACCACUAAUAGCGGUAACGAUGCUAACACCACUAAUAGCGAUAACGAUCGUAACACCACUAAUAGCGGUAACGAUGCUAACACCACUAAUAGCGAUAACGAUGCUAACACCACUAAUAGCGAUAACCGUGGUGACCGCCCCGAAGAGAUGAAGAAAAAACUGGGCGUGAACUUCCGAACAAAUGAGGAGGAGGAAGAUCUAAUGUACAUCAAGGAGGAAAAUCCAUCCAAGAGGAAAAAAAAAAUUACCCACUUCAAGAUAGAAGACACAGUAAGCGGAGUGGUCAAGCACAUAAACGAAGAAGGCGCCUACAUAGACAUCGGGUGCAAGACCUUGGCCUUCCUCAACUUAGGGCAUUACAAUAAGGAUCCAAAAUCCAUAUUGAAAGAGGUGAAGAAGAAAAAAAUAUCUAUAGGAGAUUACUUAAAAAAUUUAAAAGUUAGGAAAGUAGAUGUGUUGAAUAACAGAAUCGAAGUUACAGUAUACAGUCAGGAGGAUGAAGCGUGUCUGCGUGUUCUAACUCAACAGGAAACCGUGAAAGAACAGAACAAGUACAUGCCAUGCCCAUCGUAUGUCACACAAAACUAUCACAUGAUUAAUUAUUUAAAAAAAUAUAAUGAAUUGAAAAAACAAAAAAAAAAAAACGUACAUAAUUUGUUCGACAAGAAAGAACAACUAGAAAAAUUGAAGAAGGUUUCUCAUUUGAAGAAGAGCCAGUUCUCUUCCUUCAUGCUCCGUUACAAUGAACUGACCUCUCCGAAUACUAAUUACGAAGAUAUGCUAGAGCAACAUGCAGACAAUGAGCAGUUUCUAAAGGAAAUUGGUGCACUACCUAGCCCACAUGAUGAACAGGUGGACGAAAGGUUCAGUCUUGAAUCCUUGAAAAAGCGGAAUAAAGUGCUAAGGGACGAAAUUGACAGAUAUAGGGAGGAUUCCUCCAACACACAUAUGACAGAUGAAGAUGGAAAUGACCAAAGGGAAGAACCCUCAUUUGGAUCGAAAAAAAGAAUAGACCAAAAUUUGAAUAAUUUAUUUAGCAACGAUAUGCACAUCUUGGAUGAAUCCAUGGAGAAGUGCUCCACUGACAGGAACACUGAAAGCUGGGAGGAUGAAACCAUCCCCAUGGAAGACGAUUCAGAUGAUUUUUUCCGUUUCUUUCAUGAACGGGCAAACCAGAAAAUAUGUAACAAGCGGGACGACACUAUCCUAGAUGGAAACGAAGAAACGUUCAUGUACUUGAAGGACAACAUCAGCAAAAUUAAGGAGAAUGUACUAAAUGAGAGGAAAAAGAAAAGUGAUGUGAAAAAAAACAGAGGUGAAAAGGUGAGCAACACAUCCCAGGAAGACUCACGCGAGAUGCUACACCGGUGGAACCAAGUACUAACGGGCGAUUCGCAGAAUGGGGAAAACACUACACAAGAUGGGCUAGGUGCGAGCAAGUACUCUGCAGUGGGGGGAAAGCCAGAUUGGGCAAGAUACUUGGAGGAUGACAAGGACGAUGAUAACCGUGACGAUGACAACGGUGACGAUGACGAUUACCAACUUGGCGAAGACGACGAGGAAAAUUAUGGUACAGCCCAGGGACAGUAUCCCCACCGCGCCCAGGGCAAAGUCAAACCAAAAGACCUGCACUACAUAAACGAGAAAGAAAAAAAAAAAAAACUUAAAAAGAGAAAUAUCUUUCGGGAUGAUGAACAAGUGGAGGAGGAUCUGCCUAUGGGGGCGGACCGCGAUGACUACGUCGACGGUGAAAAUUUCAGUAGAAAUUUCACCCACGGAAGGGAUGACACAGACGAGGGGAUACAAAACGGUGAUGAGAAAAGUGCUGAGAACGACCAAGGAGAUGACUCCGACGACGAACGUUCCUUCUUCAACGUGAAAAAGGAACUGAAGCAUAUCAUCAGCCAAAACCUAAGCAUGAACCUCCCAAAGGAUGAAGAGAAAUGCAUAGAGGAAGCGUCCAAACUCUUUGGGGAUGACAUCAAAUCUUGGAACGAAAAAAUGUAUUACUACUUUGGGGACAGAGACCAUGUACCCCUAGAUGGCUUCGACAUUUAUGAUGAGAACGAAUUUAGAAACAACCUAGUGGAUAAGGGGGUUCAGGAGUUUAGCGAAUAUCAUAAAAUCCUCGACACGAAGCAAUUUGACGUGACGAGUGAGAGAGACUUCCUAAGCGCCACGUACAGUGCUCCAACGAAGGGGGUGCACAAUGAAAAAAUAACCGAAGAAAUAACAGAAGAAAUAACCGAAGAGGGAAAGGCAUCAGCGGAGGAAGAUAUGCACCAAACCAAAGUGAGUGAAGAAGCCCUCCUGGAGGAUGAUCUCGAAAAUUAUUUGAGCACCUUCGUGGAUGAGCAGAACAAGCAGGAUGGUCCUAUAAGUGGGCCGCCCAAACAAGCGCAUAAAGAAAUGCAUAAAGAAAUGCAGAAGGAAGUGCAGAAGGAAGUGCAGAAGGAAGUGCAUAUAAAAGCGCAUAAAGAAGCGAAUAAAGAGGUGCAGACAAAAGGGCAUACUCAAAAGUGCCUCCCCGAUUUAUACCCCCAGGAAGAAAACGUGAAAGGAGAGAAGACACGCUUGCGGAAGGGGACCGAAGAAAGAUCAACCAUCUGGGGGAAUGAUAUGCACUCGUUAGACUUCCUACAAAAAGGAAGCACGCCUCAACCCAGUGGUGAUAUGAACAUGGAAAAGAGAGACUCAAAGCAGGGGAUAAGUUCUCCUACUGAUGAAGAAAUAAAUGUGGAUGAUAUUGUGAAGAAGGCUAUAAAUAUUGGAAAUAUGUUCAGAAGGAACGAGCUGGAAAAGCUGAUGCAAAGGAGGAAGGCGCAAGAAUGCAAAAGAGAGGGCGAUACUACUAAUUCAGGUCGUGCUGAUGCAGAUGGUGGGAAGUUAUCCCAUGGAGGUGAUAAGACUUGCAACCCUGCGCAUGAAGUUGUGGAGGACUCGCCAAGUAAGCCCUUCCUAAGAGUGUGCAAAAUUGUGAGGCAGGGUGACAAGGAGGGAGUAACCCCCCUGGACGUGAAAGAAAAGGAAGAGCAAAAUAAAAAUGGAAAUAGCGACUUUGAAGAGGAUCACGACGAACUGAAGUCAUACAGGCACGCAUCCUACGAGGUGCUAGGGUACUACAAGAGGAAGAGAAAAAUGAGGAACUUCCAGGAUCUGAAAGAAAUUAACGCAGAAAAUGAUGAAGACGUGCUUUUCAAUGAUCAAGAUUUGUUGGGUAAGUCCAGUGAGGACACAACUGAGGAUGAUAAGGAUGAUUCCCACGAGGGAAGGAAGAAAAAAGAACUGUUGAAUCUGGACCGACAAAUGGAUAUGCUGUUCCUACAUGGAAAGGAGGAUAACAUAACCAGAGGAAAUUACGUGGAGAAAUUACUAGGAGAGGAAAAAUACAAAAACAAAAAUGCCAACAAGGAAAUAGACUUGCUCAUUCAGAAUUAUAAGUAUGUGAAUGAAAACCCAGAUGAGCUGAUUCAAGAUUUUUACAAAACAGUCGAAGGGGAAGGGGAGAAAAAAAAUGCUUUCGAUCCGUCAAAUGAAGGCAUCACCGAUGUAGCCAAUUCACCAAAUGGACAAGUGGAAAAACACCAAAGGGAUAUACCAGACAGUGGUAUGUACAAAACGGAAAAAGAUAAAAAACUUCUAACAAGAAAAAGCCCAUCCACGGAAAAAGCACAUACAGCAAUGUCAACUGACUUUUAUAUAAAAGAAACAAAUGGAAUGAAAGAAGAAGCGAAUCACAUGUCUGAUGAAAGCAUAGCCCUCAGAUCGUUGUCGUUAAAAUUGGGCCUCUUAAAAGAAGAGCAUAUGCACCUUGAUGACCAGACACUCAUUAACCUGUUUGUCAAGAACCGCAAAUUUAGAAGAGCCUUAAAAGCGUAUGACAUUAAAAAUGUGAAAAAUAUUUCCAUACCCCUGAUAUAUAAAAUCACCAAGCUCCUUUAUUUUGAGCGCCCCUUCCCUAGGAAGGAACAAACGCGUAAGUUGAACAUGGAUUAA